GUUGCCACGUGUCCAAAACCGAAAUUGCUGGACCGUUACUAUCAUCUUCCUCAGAUCGCGAAAGUCAGAGAGCGGAAAGUCUUGCCCCUGAAGAAAUUGCAAGCAAACCGUCUGGAUUUCAUUCGCUGUAAGUAAAUGUACAAGCUCUCCUGCAUGAUUUUGGUUAAUUUGUUUCGCGAUUCGUUUUGGUUUUUUUAGGAGCGCGUCAAGUCAAGAAUGGCGCGACCGUCGUCGUCGUCCUCCGCCGUAGCAUCGGAGCUGCGAAUCGACGAGAAGUUGACACUAAUUCCUGGUUUACCAGACGACGUCGCAGCAAAGAUACUGUCCUGCGUUCCGUACUCGCACAUAGACCGUCUCAAGCUCACUUGCAAAUCAUGGCGCCACUUCUUCUCCUCUAAAACCCUAAUCAGGCUACGUCACCACCACCGCAACCUUUCCAGCUUACUCUGUAUCUUCCCCCAGGACCCUUCCAUCGCCCCCCCGUACAUCUUUGACCCCGAGAAUCUCGCGUGGCGGGCUCUUCCGCCGAUGCCUUGUAGUCCGUACGUUUACGGCCUCUGCAAUUUCACUUCCCUCGCCGUCGGCAGCAACCUUUACGUCCUCGGUGGGUCCUUGUUUGAUACACGAUCCUUCCCUCUCGAACGCCCCUGCUCAUCCUCUGCUGGGUUCCGCUUCGAUUUCCGCACCUUCAAGUGGCACCGCCUCGCCCCCAUGUUGUAUCCUCGCGGGAGUUUCGCCUGUGCAGCGAUUGCGAGUUCGGACCAGAUCAUAGUCGCUGGGGGAGGUUCAAGGCAUAAUUUGUUUUGUGCGGCCGGGAGCAGGAUGAACGCGGUGGAGAGAUAUGAUAUCGAGAGAGAUGAGUGGGUGGCGCUGGAUGGUUUGCCGAAUUUCAGGGCGGGGUGCGUUGGUUUCUUGGUUGGAGAAGGGGAAGAGAGGGAGUUUUGGGUUAUGGGAGGGUACGGAGAGUCAAGGACCCUAUCAGGAGUUUUCCCUGUCGACGAGUAUUACAAGGAUGCAGUGGUCAUGGAGCUCAAGAACAAUGGUGCUGGGAAGUGGAGGGAGGUUGGGGAUAUGUGGGCAGAAGGGGAGAGAGCGAGGCCUGGGAAGAUUGUUGUCAUGGAGGAUGAGGAGUCGGGCUGUCGUCCUGCCAUUUUCAUGCUAGAUGGGAAGGAGAUCUUGAGAUAUGACAUUGCCUCUAACCAUUGGCAAAAGGAGUCCAAUGUACCAAGAAAAGCACCUUGCAACUCGUCCUUUGGUUUUGUUGUGUUGGGCGGUGAGCUAUAUGUGAUGUCUCUUCGUCACGGAGUUGAUUCAACAGAAACUCGGAGAUCACGCCAGCACAAGAGGACAGGAACUCUAUUUGUCCAAAUCUACCACCCAAGGAAGAAAACGUGGAGGUCCCUCCUGGCAAAGCCACCAUUCCAUUGCCCUCUGGAUUUCAAGACUGCAGUUCUGUGCACAGUUCACUUGUAGAUUCCAUUGAUUACUCUGUAAAGUCGCCAUUAUUCGUACUGUGAAAAAUUCAUCAAAUGAUGUGGCGUAGUUCAUGUUGAUGGCCCUGUUUACUUACUCUUCCUUUGUACAGAUUAGUGGUAAAGAUAUGGCUGAGUCAAAGAACAGAAAAUUCAUUUCUUACUCAUGUAAGAUACAGUAUGCCUUCAUUGUAAACGUAUGUUAUUGGCAUAUGUUGUAUGUGGUGUUUUUCAAAUACACAAAUGGACAAUGAUUUUUAUGUACAGAUCUAGGAAGCACUUCUUGGCUGCGACAAUUGCCCCAA
Messenger RNA from Tripterygium wilfordii, 1777 nucleotides. RefSeq names its product F-box/kelch-repeat protein OR23-like. The record is from RefSeq and is a predicted model, not a curated record. The transcript is spliced from 2 exons. Lineage: Eukaryota; Viridiplantae; Streptophyta; Magnoliopsida; Celastrales; Celastraceae. Gene Ontology annotation, molecular function: protein binding. Bases 217 to 1473 code for a protein of 418 amino acids.